GGCCGCGGCGGUGCGCGGCUUGUGAUUCAUUUCAUUCUUCCUCGUCGCGUGGGAGAAUCAAAGAACAAUGUGUCGCAAUCCAGUUUGACGAUGGAUUCGAUUGCCUCUACCUCCUGUUUUCCUCGUUUCGGCUAUCCGACCAAGGAACCCUCGAAUCACGAAUUGAAUUUUCCAGCUGGGGUAGCGGGUUGAAUGCGUCUCGGAAUGGUUGUAGGUGGUGUUCCCGAGAGAUGCAAAUGUGCUUUGUAGCCUAGUAUUUGUUGGCGAUUUGGACUCUCUCUGGAGUGCAAUUACUGAAUUUCUGUUUCUUAGCUUGAAGAUCUCUGGGUCUUUACCAGGGUUUUAGAAGUUUUUGGAGCUUUGCACAUUUGUUGGAUGGUUGGAUGUGUGUUAGCGCGGCACAAUGCCACUAGGAAAGGCUUGGAGAAACGUUGUGGUGGGAAGAAAUGGGUACGGUCUCGAGCUGCUGAGAGAAUUGCGUCGUAGUUAUGGCUGUAGUUCAAUCGGGCCGCACGAAUCUAGACGUGCUCGGUGUUACGAGGGCAAAGGAGAAAACGAGGGUGGCUCUUUGGGCGAAGUCCAUGGAGUUCAUGUCUUCCAAUGUGCUGACCAGCUUGGGAUUGUUGCUAGAAUUUCAGAGUGUAUUGCGUCACGUGGUGCGAAUAUUCUGAAUGUAGAUCUCUACAUAGACUUCGAUGACAAAAAGCAAUCCCCAAUCUUUUAUGCACGAAGUGAAUUUGCAUUUGAUCCAUUGAAGUGGCCUCGUACUGUCAUGGACGAGGACUUCGCAGUAUUGGCAGACCACUUUAAGGCUGAGAAGUCAAUAGUUCGGGUGCCGGGGAGUGACAGGGACUUGAAAUUGGCCGUCCUUGCGUCAUGGCAGGAUCAUUGCUUGAUUGAUUUAUUGCACCGAUGGCAAGAGAGGGAGCUGCCAGUUGAUCUAACAUGUGUUAUAAGCAAUCAUAACCGUGGGUUGAACACUCACGUCUCGCGAUUCCUUGAGAGGCAUGGAAUACCAUAUCAUUAUCUCCCCACAAGCAAAGGAAAUAAGCGUGAAGAGGAGAUACUUGAGUUAAUCUCAGGGACGGAUUUUUUGGUACUUGCUCGCUACAUGCAGGUAUUGUCACCAGAAUUUCUCAGGUGUUAUAAGAAGGAUAUUAUCAAUAUUCAUCAUGGACUCUUGCCUUCGUUUAAGGGAGCAAACCCUUACCGACAGGCUUAUGAAUCUGGGGUGAAAUUAAUAGGUGCCACAAGCCAUUUCGUUACUGAAGAGCUUGAUGAUGGUCCCAUCAUCGAACAAAUGGUGGAUCGAAUAUCUCAUCGGGACAGUCUCCAUGCGUUCGCUAUAAGAUCAGAGAAUCUUGAGAAACAGUGCCUUGCUAAGGCAAUCAAAUAUUACUGUGAGCACCGAAUAUUACGGUAUAGCACGAACAAGACCAUUGUAUUCGGUUAGAUUACGACGAGAAAAACUUCUACAUACUUUUAGCAGUAAUGUUUCCCACAUCACAAGCAGAUGUGCAUGUCAUUUGAGGUAUUGCAGUUCUUUGGGACGAGUUAUUGCUGUCAACAUCCCUCGGAGAACCUUCAUCAGGGUCGAUCAACGAGGCUUCACGGCUUUUCAACAACAAAUCAAUUAAUUUCAUACCAGAAUGCAUCUGUGAUGUAUUUACACGACCAAGCUUUGAAUGAAAUUGGCUAAUUUGUAUCGA
Messenger RNA from Physcomitrium patens, 1709 nucleotides. RefSeq names its product formyltetrahydrofolate deformylase 1, mitochondrial. The record is from RefSeq and is a predicted model, not a curated record. Gene Ontology annotation, biological process: 'de novo' IMP biosynthetic process. Lineage: Eukaryota; Viridiplantae; Streptophyta; Bryopsida; Funariales; Funariaceae. Gene Ontology annotation, molecular function: formyltetrahydrofolate deformylase activity.